AGCUUGUCAGCGAGCCAGGGUGUUAACUGGGUAACCUUGGGACAGUCACUAUCCCAUCCAACGUAACUCCUAGGGUGGUUGUGAGGAUAACAUGGGAUGACCCCUGAGCUUGGAAGAUUACUUUUAAAAAGUAAUAAAUUACAGUUACAACUACAUGGCCCCAAAAAGUAGUAAUUACCACUACAAUUACAAUUGCUCUGAAAGUAACUGAUUACUUUUCCUCAGUUACUUUUUUUAAAAAAACACCUACAAGGUGCUGGCCUUGGCUGCUGCACAUCUAAGUAGCCUAAAACAACAUUAAAAAUAAACACACACAUACAGAGGUAGUAGAAGAAUUCUUUUUAUCCAUAAGAUAGCAAUGAUGGUCUCUCCGCUGGUAAGGGAGGUGGAGAGGGAGGCAGAGGCCACUACUCAGAUCUUUGCACGUCAAACCAAGUGCAACACACACACACCCAGCCAGCAAGCAUAAUCUCUCUCAACCGCCUCCCGGACCCUGCCCUGCCACCAACUAAGGGACACUUGCCCAAGCAAACAUUUUCCCCUGAGAUGCAAAACAGUUAAAAUACUGCAAAUGCAGCUCAGUAGCCAGAGAGGGUGGUGGAGGCUACUUUGUGUGCCAAGUGCAAACACAGUAUUCACACACACAUGCUCUCAUCUUUCACCUGCACAGUUCUUUAUCUCCAUUCUGCUGCUGCCUCCUCCUUUAUCCAUGUUCUUGCCUUCCGGCUCCUUUUCCCCUCCACGCCAUUCUUCACCACCACCAUCCAUUUUUUUAAACAAUUGUUUUCUCCACUCCACCCGUCUUGCUCUCCACCUCCUCCCUCGUCGCCUCCUACCCACCCACAGAGCAUGAGGGAACGACGCUGCACAGAAGCCCAGUUUGAGGCACAUGAUUUUCAUCCCAGAGUGCAGGACAUGGAAUAAUGGGCUCAAGUUGCAGGAAGCCAGAUUUCGACUGGACAUCAGGAAAAACUUCCUAACUGUUAGAGCCAUACGACAAUGGAACCAAUUACCUAGAAAGGUAGUGGGCUCUCCGACACUGGAGGCAUUCAGGAGGCAGCUGGACAGCCAUCUGUCAAGAAUGCUUUGAUUUGGAUUCCUGCAUUGAACAGGGGGUUGGACUCGAUGGCCUUGUAGGCCCCUUCCAACUAUGAUCCACAAGUCAGAGGAGCAGAAUACUUCCCCUGCUCCCCCCCCCAAAUUAAAGCCCAAAAGUAAUGCUGGCAACAUUACAAUUACUCCACAAAAGUAAUAAAAUUACUCCUAGUUCUAUUACAAUCAAAAUGUAAGGCAAUUACUCACUCGUUCCUCAAAAAAGUAAUGAAUUACAAGUAACGAAUUGCUUCCAAGCUCUGGAUGACCCUAUGUAUGCUUCUAAAUGUAUGUAAAUGUACUGCCUUCAAGUCUAUUCCGACUUAUGGUGGACCCUAUGAAUAGGGUUUUCAUGGUAAGCGGUAGUCAGAGGGGGUUUACCAUUGCCUCCCUCUGAGGCUGAGAGGCAGUGACUGGCCCAAGGUCGCCCAGUGAGCUUCAUGGCUGUGUGGGGAAUCGAACCCUGGUCUCCCAGGUUGUAGUCCAGCACCUUAAUCACUACACCACACUGGCUUCUGGCGGGAUGUAAAUUUAAUAAAUAAUCCAAAAGCUUCACAUGGAUAGUUUUUUGACAGUUGCCUUGUAAUUGCCCAGUAAGAGGUAAUCCAUUUUGGAGAUUUUGUUUUAACUUGCCCUCUGUGCAGUCUGUCUCUAGUUCGGUGGAGUUCCGCUUUCAGGCAACAUUUUUGCAAUUCAUCUGUCUGCCAAAUAACACUGUUGGAUUUUGGCUUGUGUUCUAGACUCUAGGGAGCCCUAAUCUUCAGCUUUUUCAGACCCAGGACCUGCUUUUAGUGACAAAUGCACUUUUUGGACCCAACCGCAAUUCAGGCUGUGAUCCAGUUAUGGGUCCUGACCAACCACUUGAAGAUACAUGUUCUAGGGCACAUUUCCAGCUUGUGCAAGCAUCAGUAUUGGUUGGCCUUAGCCAUUACACCAUUCUAAGAUGUGCCAAGUACUCUCCUUGCGUCUGUCUGUGAAGGAGUGUAGUUUUCUUUUGGAAUAUCUUUCUGAACUGUAUACUCUGCAUUGAAGUAUUCAGGAACCUAAAAAUCCAUGCAACUAUAACAUACAAGGAAACUGGUAUGUUGGCUAUACCUAUAUCAUUUCCUAACAAAGGGAUAGCAAAUGCAGAAUAGUAAAAUUCUAAUAUUUGGCCACUAGCCUGUGUGAGUUCAACAGGAGCUGCCAAAAUGAUUUCAAGCUUAACUUUGAAUCCAUAAGGGAUAGAAAUACUUUUUAAAUGCCCAUGCUUGUAUGAUCCUGCUUAUUCCAACUCUAGGUAAACAAGAGUUUAAAUAGAUUUAGCCCCUAAAAUAAAUAAUGAGCUGCAUUCACAAUAAGAGAGCUAGUGUGGUAUAGUGGUUAAAGUGUUGGAGUACGACCUGGGAGACCAGGGUUUGAAUCUCCACAUAGCCAUGAAGCUCACUGGGUGAUCUUGGGCCAGUCAUUGCCUCUCAACCUCAUGAAAACCCUAUUCACAGGUGGCCAUAAGUCAGAAUCGACUUGAAGGCAGUACAUUUACAUUUUUUACAUUCACAAUAAAUGAUAAACUGCUGGAUAACCCUAUAGCAAUUACUCAGCAGGAUGUACUUUUUUAUGAACUGCUUGCACCCUGUCGGAGUAUUCUCUUCUCAUGAAGACUUGUUCAGAACAGCAAUGGGAAAAUACUGGAGUUCUUUACUUCAAUUUCUAUGUGGCAGGGAUCCCUAAUCUUUUUGGGCACAGGAGCACAUUUGGAAAUUUAACAAACUGUCAUGGGCACCACAAAGCACCCAUUUCACAGAAAAAGCCCUCAUUUCCCCCAAAACAACAGGCAAACAGACAAUACCCUCCAAACAACAAAAGCCUUAAAGUUUUGUAUAAAAUUGAAGGGACAUGGGGCUCUGGCAGUCACCAAGGUGGGUGUCUGAGACAUGUCCACAGGUGCCACAUAGCGGACCACAGCUGUGAGGGCUCCAGGACAAAAAUGGCAAAGGGAACAGCUGAGUUCAGAAUGCAGCACCUAGUUUACUUUUGAGGGCUCCCAAGCAUGUGUUGUCAUUUAAAAAAUACUCCUGCAUUGCUGUACGUGCAUAAGGAAUUAUGAGGAGCUCCCAACUAAAGAAAGAUAAGGGACUGAAAUGGAGGAAGAUGUAGAAAGUUAAUAUUUUUGAAAGCAUAAAAAUUCUCUGAUUUGAGUGUUUUAGUUAAUGGUAGAGGAAAAUCUUGUGUCUCCCCCCCUUUUUUUUUUCUAGGUGCAUUAAUUAUACUGAGGAUUUAUAACAAGAAGUGUUUUUUCCCUUCCAUUGGGAAGGAUUAUUCCCCUGUCCCCCAAGAUCAGUGAGCUGAAGUCUGAAUAAAGAUGAUCUAUAUGGCAACAUGUUGGUUGUUAUGGAGCAAUUGUCUGCUGACAUCAUCACAGUGGCUGAUUGUGUGGUAAGGAAAUCAUGAAAGUUGCUAGGGAGGUAGUGGCAAAGGAAAACUGGUACAAUUGGACACGGUGGUCAGUGGCUCUCUUGCCCUCUGUCAAACAUGGCUUGUGUUACACGGGGGUACCUACAAAGGCAAAAGGAAUUCAUCCUUGAUGGUGUGGCAGUGGACACUAUAGCUAGCAGUUAUACCCACAUCCUACCCAAGUUGUGGUCUGCUUUGCCUCCUUACAAUGCUCAGUUGGACAUGCAUGCUGCCAGCUACUUCACAUCCCCUGUGGUCAAGUCAGUGCUGAAAAAGACGGAACAGACACGCGGAGGGACUUCCAGAGAUGGCUGGAUAGUAGAUUAUUUCCAUAUAUAUGGGCCAGGACAGAGAUACUUGAACAGGAGAAACUGGGCAGGGGCAGGUCAUUCUCCACAGCACAUAGCCGGUCACCAUUUGUACUUGACGGACACAAAACCUGUGAGAGGGUACAACGGACGAUACGGUUACCGCCGCAACACCCCUGAUCUCCGCACCCGCUCCUCUUGCUUUGGUGAAGUCACAUGGCUCUCCCUCCACUGAAUUGCAGCAAAUUGUUUCCUCAGUGUCUUCCUCUAACCAGACUACUGCUUUUGUUGUUGAUUGUUUUUU
Rhineura floridana is the source of this 4137-nucleotide messenger RNA. It is a transcript of the gene SPMAP1, whose product is annotated as sperm microtubule associated protein 1. The record is from RefSeq and is a predicted model, not a curated record. The coding region runs from base 3604 to 4068 and encodes 154 amino acids. The transcript is spliced from 3 exons. NCBI's taxonomy places the organism in Eukaryota, Metazoa, Chordata, Lepidosauria, Squamata, Rhineuridae.